AGAAAGGAAUAGAAUUUCACAAAAACCCUAAACCCUAACCACCAGAAGCUGCCGAGGUUGCUUCUAGACCCUUCCUCCUCUCACUAGAAAACCCAUCUCUCCGUCUCUCUCUUUCUCGUUCUGUGCACUCUCCAUUGAUCUUUUGACUUCACUCCUCCUUCCAUAUUCAUUUGCAAAUCCUUCUGCAAUUUGCAUUCAGCCAUGUACCGAUUCGCUUCCAGCCUCGCCACUAAAGCUCGGAUCGCCAGGAAUGCUGCUCAGCAGAUUGGAAGCAGAGUGAACUGGAACAGAAACUAUGCGGCCAAAGACAUCAGAUUUGGCGUAGAGGCCCGUGCUCUGAUGCUUAAGGGCGUUGAAGAGCUUGCUGAUGCUGUCAGAGUCACUAUGGGCCCUAAGGGUCGUAAUGUGGUUAUUGAGCAAAGCUAUGGUGCCCCAAAAGUGACCAAGGAUGGAGUUACUGUUGCCAAGAGCAUUGAAUUUAAGGACAAAGUUAAGAAUAUUGGCGCUAGCCUCGUCAAGCAGGUUGCUAAUGCGACCAAUGAUACUGCUGGGGAUGGGACCACAUGUGCAACAGUUCUUACUAGGGCCAUAUUCACUGAAGGUUGCAAAUCAGUUGCAGCGGGAAUGAAUGCAAUGGAUCUACGAAGAGGUAUUAGCAUGGCAGUUGACGCCGUUGUCGCCCACCUAAAAAGUAGAGCACGGAUGAUCAGCACGUCUGAAGAAAUUGCACAAGUUGGCACUAUAUCAGCGAAUGGAGAGAGAGAGAUUGGGGAGUUGAUUGCCAAGGCAAUGGAGAAGGUUGGCAAAGAGGGAGUUAUUACUAUCCAAGAUGGUAAAACAUUAUAUAACGAGUUGGAAGUUGUGGAGGGAAUGAAGUUGGAUAGAGGUUACAUAUCACCUUACUUCAUCACUAACCCUAAGAACCAAAAAUGUGAACUAGAAAAUCCCCUGAUCUUGAUCCACGAGAAGAAAAUCGCCAGUGUUAGUGCUAUUGUAAAAGUACUAGAGUUGGCCUUGAAGCACCAAAAGCCAUUGUUGAUUGUUGCUGAAGAUAUAGAGAGCGAGGCAUUGGCAACUCUCAUCCUAAAUAAACUUCGAGCUGGACUCAAGCUCUGUGCCAUUAAAGCUCCUGGUUUUGGAGAAAACAGGAAGUCAGGGCUUCAAGAUCUUGCUGCUCUUACAGGAGGACAAGUUAUAACCGAAGAGCUUGGAAUGAAUCUUGAAAAGGUUGACAUGGAGAUGCUUGGCAGCUGCAAGAAGCUUACAAUAUCAAAGGACGACACAGUCAUUCUUGAUGGAGCUGGUGACAAGAAAUCCAUUGAAGAAAGAUGUGAACAGAUCCGGUCUGCAAUAGAACUGAGCACAUCUGAUUAUGAUAAGGAGAAGUUGCAAGAAAGGCUUGCCAAGUUGUCUGGUGGUGUGGCUGUACUAAAGAUCGGUGGUGCAAGUGAAGCCGAGGUCAGUGAGAAAAAGGACAGAGUUACAGAUGCCUUGAACGCAACCAAGGCAGCCGUGGAAGAGGGUAUUGUCCCAGGUGGAGGUGUCGCUCUUCUUUAUGCGGCCAAAGAGUUGGACAAACUGCAGACUGCCAAUUUUGACCAAAAGAUUGGUGUCCAAAUCAUCCAGAAUGCAUUAAAGACUCCCGUGCAUACAAUUGCAUCUAAUGCUGGAGUUGAGGGAGCCGUUGUUGUUGGCAAGCUAAUGGAACAAGACAACCUAGACCUUGGGUAUGAUGCUGCCAAAGGUGAUUAUGUUGACAUGGUAAAAGCUGGAAUUAUCGACCCUCUUAAAGUAAUUAGAACUGCUUUGGUUGAUGCGGCUAGUGUUUCAUCCUUGAUGACAACAACUGAAGCUAUUAUAACUGAGCUUCCUAAAGAAGAGAAAGAAGCUCCUGGGAUGCCAGGCGGCAUGGGCAUGGACUACUGAGGGCCUUAGUGGUUGACAAAGAACUGAUACGGAGAUUCAUAAACACUGGAUUUUGUACCAAAAUUGUUGAAGAGUUCGAGCUAGUCCCGUAUUUGGUCAUAGUGUGAGACUGUGAGUGGAUGGAGGAUCUCUUUCGAUUUUUUUGGGUUUUGUAGGUAGAGUUGUAGCUUUGAUGAAUUGCGGACAAAGAUGGAACUGGUUGUUACUCACCCAAAGGGAAGUUGAUAUCUGAGGAACUAUUGCCUGUAUCUCCCACAAUAAAUCAUUUAUUGCCGAGAUUGCUCUACUGCUUGCAAAUGUAUCAUGACCUUGUUUGGAAAAUCGUCCAAUGAACGUCAAAGUAGAAACUGUCACUUUCUUCUUAUAGCUGAAAGAAACGCAAGUCUUACAAAAAAAAAAAACAAAUGCAUACAAGACGUCCACGAUACACAGGCUGACGCAGCUUUCAAGGUUGAUACAGGGCAUCGCUGUACAAAGUCAGUGCAGCAGCAAGGCGCACGAAUUGCAAGCAUCAUCAAAGUUCAUUUUGCUUUCCGUCGACCCCUCGCAGGAGCGCAAUCCGGGCAGUACCAUUUACCCUUGGGUUGUUCUUUAACAUUGACACAGGCGAAGUGGAACCAUUCUAUCUUGCACUCUGGGUUAUCACAAGCAACCAUGUCCCCGUAGCUAACUUCAUUGCAAUAACAGUAGGUUGGUUCAUUGGGAUCUACUGGUAUAUCCAGUUCCACGGUGGUGGAGGGGUCAGCAGAUGAGGUGGCAACUGCUGCUUCAGUUGCUGCAGCCAGCCGUGUCCUGUGCGAAUUGUUUGAUAUUAUGCAAUCAACGCAGAUCAGCUCUACAUCAUAAAAUGUUAUGUUCAAAUGAUAAAGAUAACCAAGAUAAACGAGAAGAACAAGUACUUUUUACGUCCUCUACCACCCUCACUAGCCUUUCCGGAUUUUGGAGUGGAAUCAGUGCUUGCAGUCUGCUGUCCGGAUGCAGCAUUGUUCUCUCUCUCUGGCCGGAGCUCCUCAUCAAACUUCUUCAAAUAUUGAUCAAGUUGCUGUAUAUGUGCAUCAACCAGGUCAUAUGCUUGGACAGCUAAGGCAACCUUUUCAUCAGCAAUCCUGACACUAUGUUUCUGCUCAUCGAGUGCCUCAUCGGAGAAUUUGAUUACCGAAGCAUCGGGCAAAGUAUUUGCAGUCUUGAUUCGGCACUUAAUUUCCUCUAUCUCUUGUUCACAACGCUGUUCAUUUUGGUGUUGGAUCCCUGUUCGUAUACACAAAACGUUGUAAUCGCUAGGUAUCUCAUAUCAGGCUGUGAUUGCUAGGAGAUGACAUGGAAACACACUGCACUAAGCAGAAGAACUCUCUCAGAGCAUGUAAGUGCACACACAUUCAUACAUACAUACCCUGCAAGCUCUUAUCAAGAUCACGUAAAAGGGCGUACUUCUUCU
Molecule: messenger RNA, 3361 nt
Organism: Linum tenue
Lineage: Eukaryota; Viridiplantae; Streptophyta; Magnoliopsida; Malpighiales; Linaceae
Source: the annotation of a GenBank genome assembly